CUCCAUCACUGCCCCUCCAUCGCUUUCACAGCAUACGGUGAUAAACUUCUACUGUCCCGCUGAUGAACGACCUCAAUAUAACCAGUCACGCCUCAGACGCAUACACACCUCAGAAUCUAUAAAACCACUUCCACAAUGGCCUCAACCCUCCCAUCGAACGGCCGACUCGUCAACAUCGGCACCCACUCUCUGGCUCUCUACACACACGGCCCAGAGCCCACCAGCGCUAGCGAGCCAGUCGUACUAUUCAUCUCUGGCGUAGCAAGCGAUGCCCUCAACUGGCAAGCCGUGGUACGACUGCUGAGUCCAUCAGUGCGGAGCUACACGUACGACCGCUCCGGAUUUAACAACUCGGAGUACUCACCACUGGCUCCCUCAGCCGAGAACAUCGCGCUGGAGCUCUCCUUGUUAAUCGAGAAAGCCCCAAUCCCGAACCCGCUGAUACUGGUGGGACACUCCUGGGCGGGCGUGCUCAUACACGAAUACAUAGCUCUCAAGGGCACUGACCACCUCGCCGGUCUAGUUUUCGUCGACGCCAACCACGAGACAGCCCCGCUAGUUUUGAACGUGAACGACCCUAUUCUGUGGACUGUAGCCGCAGGCGUGGACCCGUACUCCGCGUGGGGUGUGGAGGCGGAACACAAGCUGUCGCAGGAAGAGUGGGACGCCUUCCGGGCGGCUGAAUCAACGGAAAAAUACCAGUUGAUUAUGCAAAAGGAGGCAGUCGAGAACUAUAGUCCUAGUUUUGAGACGCUGCGGAAGAAGGAGCUGGGUAAGAGGCAGCCGCUGGUUGGGGACAGGCCUGUUUAUGUGAUUGCUGGUACGCGAAGUAGGGAUUGGAGUGGGCUGUAUAGGGCGGGUGUUGCGAAGGGGAAUGGGACGGAGGAGGAGAGGGCCCAUGUGAGGGAGAUGAUUAGGACGGUUGAUGUGAAGAAUGAGGGCCUUAUGAGGGAGUUUUUGAAGCUUUCGACGAGGAGUGAGCUGGUCUUUGCUAUGGAGAGUGGACAUUUUGUUCAGAUAACGCAGCCGGAGAUUGUUGUGGAUGGGGUGAAUUGGGUUUUGAAUAAUGUGCCAGCAUCUUCUUAGGUGCAGAGAAUCAACAUUGAGAAGAAUAGAUAUAAGACAUAUAGAGAAGCUGUGUAAUCUUUUUAGAAGCAUACCCCAAGGACGAAGGCUGGGGCUGCUUGAGGAAAGUACUAGGUGAAUGGAUUUGUUUGUGGUUGCUGAAGUGUUUGUCCUGUCGAGAACAAGAAUGCUGUAACCCGCGGUU
Molecule: messenger RNA, 1270 nt
Organism: Aspergillus campestris IBT 28561
Lineage: Eukaryota; Fungi; Ascomycota; Eurotiomycetes; Eurotiales; Aspergillaceae
Product: alpha/beta fold hydrolase
Exons: 1
Coding region: 136-1086 (316 amino acids)
Source: RefSeq, a predicted model, not a curated record